This is a messenger RNA of Rhizoctonia solani, 2199 nucleotides long. RefSeq names its product ABC transporter transmembrane region. Gene Ontology annotation, molecular function: ABC-type transporter activity; ATP binding; ATP hydrolysis activity. The record is from RefSeq and is a predicted model, not a curated record. The transcript is spliced from 13 exons. The coding region runs from base 1 to 2199 and encodes 732 amino acids. Lineage: Eukaryota; Fungi; Basidiomycota; Agaricomycetes; Cantharellales; Ceratobasidiaceae. Gene Ontology annotation, biological process: long-chain fatty acid import into peroxisome; very long-chain fatty acid catabolic process; fatty acid beta-oxidation. Gene Ontology annotation, cellular component: peroxisomal membrane.
AUGUCAAGCCGCUCGCGGGCGAAUGCAGCUCCGCCGUUACUGGGACUCCCUCCCAAAUACAAUUCGGCAGCCCUAAUUAUACUUGCGUCUGCAUUAUUACUACGUGCCCGGUUGACGUCAGGAGUGAUUCCAACGCUAACUCGCGGUCCCAAACUCGGCCCCGAGGAAUUGGCUCAAGUAGAGCAGCAGCUCUAUGUUGAUAUAGCUGACGGGAAAGGCUCAAAGGAGCUGUUAGUUCCGUUCAGAGGAAGGGUAUCAAAGGUGGCCAUAACACCUACCCCGCCUGAAGUAUUUGCCAAAACUGCUGCACGUUUCCCUCCUUUACCUUCAAACUACAAACCCUCGGUAAACAAGGCUUUCUUCCGCCAACUCUCAGCACUUCUCAAGAUUGCACUACGAGGACAACAUGGUUUGAUUGUCUUACAUACAUUCUUCCUAUUGCUACGCACUGGUCUUUCGGUCCUUGUUGCUCGACUUGACGGAUUAAUUGCUCGAAAUCUCGUCUCCGCAGAUUUCAAAGGGUUCGUGCGGGGUAUGGGACUUUGGUUGCUUCUCGCGCUUCCGAGUUCAUAUACCAACGCCAUGCUGCGUCAUUUGCAGAACAAGAUCGCGCUUGGAAUGAGGUCCCGUUUGUCACGAUACACCCAUGACCUCUACCUCAGCUCCGACGGAAAGAAGAGAUACUACAGACUGGGUCUACCUGGCCCCGGAAACCUUGAUGGUAUUGACCAAUACAUUACUGCUGACAUCGCUGGGUUUUGCGAAGCCGCAAGUGCAUUAUAUGGAAACUUAACCAAGCCUACGCUGGACAUGUUUAUAUUCACAGCCCAACUCGCUCGGGCCCUUGGUCGCACCGGUACCAUCUUGUUGUUUGCGAAUUAUUUCCUUACUGCUCGUAUUUUGCGUGCAGUUACACCUGCAUUUGGCAGGCUAGCAGCUGUAGAGGCGAGAUUGGAAGGAGAAUAUCGCAUGGGUGUAGGGAGGGUAGGAAGAGAAGCUGAAGAGGUUGCUUUCUAUGGUGGUGGACAGCGUGAGCUCCAAAUCCUCAAGAAAGCAUACGAACGGCUUUCUGGACACGCAACUGCCAUCAGCAAGAUCCGUACUGCAUACGAGUGGACCGAAGAUUAUGUUGUCAAAUACAUGUGGAGUGCUGCAGGGUAUUGUCUGAUCGGAUUCCCAAAAACUCGAGAUGUGGGUGUAGGUCCUCAGAGCGAUCAGGAAUUAGCUCGGGCAGUGGAUGAUGCUGUUGCAGCCCGGGCAGAAACCUAUGUCUCCUCUCGCCGCCUACUAAUGUCCCUAGCAGACGCUGGAGGCCGAUUGAUGUAUGCAUACAAAGAUCUGCUUCAGUUGGCUGGGCUUACAUCCCGAAUGUAUGGUCUGGUUGCGGCUUUACAUGGCGUUAAAGCGCCAGAUGAGGCGGGCAGUGGUGACGUGAUUGUGCUAGAUGGUGUCGACAUUGUUGCGCCUGGAGAAGUUGGGGAUAUACUUGUCCGAAAUUUGAACUUGAGGGUAGAGAGAGGAGAACAUCUGAUGAUCACUGGGCCCAAUGGGGUGGGGAAAACUGCUAUCGCACGCGUGCUUGCGGGUCUCUGGGAAGCAAAUGGUCUUGUAGAAGGCAAAGGACUGUUUGUUAUUCCCCAAAGGGCGUAUAUGGUCGUAGGAACACUCAGAGACCAAAUUGUCUACCCUAUGACCUAUGCUGAACACAUGGCUGGCGGUGGCACCGAUGCCGACUUGAUGGAGAUUCUUCAUCACGUUCAUUUAGCAUAUUUGCCCGAGCGUGAGGGCGGGUGGAAUACACGCAAAGAAUGGAAGGAUGUGUUGAGUGGCGGAGAAAGACAGAGGAUGGGAAUGGCGAGGUUGUUCUACCAUAAGCCAAAGUUUGCGGUCCUUGAUGAAUGCACGAGCGCGGUUUCGACAGACGUUGAAGGCUUGAUGUAUCAGCAUGCCAAAGACCUGGGAAUUACCUUGAUCACUAUUUCUCAUCGACCUACGCUAAAUAAGUAUCAUAAAUGGCUAUUGACUCUCUGGGGCGACUCAACCGGGUCUUGGACAUAUGCCCGCGUAGGAACAGACGAAGAGCGAAUGGAACUCGAUAGAGAAAUUGAAAGGCUUGAAGCACAGCUAUCAGACGUGGCGCAAUGGGAAAGGAGACUGAAGGAGGUUGCCAAUGAACUGGGGGUCAGUGUUAAGUUCUAG